AUGGUGGUCGGUCAGGCGUGUUGGUCGCUCUGUAGGCUAAGCAGCUUUUUAUUUCUUUUAGUGUUGUUUAGCCGAUUUAAACAGCAAUCCAUGGAAGCUACAUCAACACUGCUCUAUGUGGUGACUAGACUGUCCGCAACUCCUUUGGUAGGGGGUGGAAGAACACUUCGUUCUAUGUUUGUUCGCCCAUCCCAACAACAGCCAUGUUCUAUUCCAAAGAUACUCAAGCUUUGCAAGCAGUCUGGUGUUGCUCUUUGCUUAAUCUACUUCGCUGGCGACCUUGAACUUAAUCCUGGGCCUGCAGCGAGAAAUGUCUGUGUAGAAAGAUUAUCAAGAAAAACCAAUCUUUUGCAGACUGCUCGGUUUGUUUAA
Messenger RNA from Pocillopora meandrina, 372 nucleotides. The record is from the annotation of a GenBank genome assembly. Lineage: Eukaryota; Metazoa; Cnidaria; Anthozoa; Scleractinia; Pocilloporidae.